Molecule: messenger RNA, 1192 nt
Organism: Rana temporaria (common frog)
Lineage: Eukaryota; Metazoa; Chordata; Amphibia; Anura; Ranidae
Product: progonadoliberin-2
Exons: 4
Coding region: 225-482 (85 amino acids)
Biological process (GO): multicellular organism development
Cellular component (GO): extracellular region
Molecular function (GO): hormone activity
Source: RefSeq, a predicted model, not a curated record
GCCCAGGGGACACCUCCAUGUAACCUGAUGGAAUGUGCUGUGACUUACAGCUGAAUCUCACUAAUCACAGCGCAGAGCCUGGACGUCAGCAGCAAAUUCAUCCUCACCCAGGCGGACAGAGCACAUAAAUACUCAGGGCAAGUGCUGGCUGAUCAUUGAGGUCUGCCGGAUCCAAGUGGACAUCUAUAAGGUUCCUGUGAACUGUGAGUCCCAUCUACUAACCAAUGGCCUGUCAGAGACACUUGCUGUUCCUGCUCCUGGUUCUGUUUGCAGUCAGUACACAGCUGUCCCACGGCCAGCACUGGUCCCAUGGGUGGUACCCAGGAGGCAAGAGGGAGUUGGACAUGCCUGCUUCUCCAGAGGUUUCAGAAGAAAUCAAGCUGUGCGAAGGAGAGGAGUGUGCCUACCUCAGGAACCCCAGGAAAAACCUUCUAAAGAACAUACUGGCUGAUGUCUUGGCAAGACAACUACAGAAAAAGUGACCAAUUAUUUAACGUAACUCCUUCCAAAUCUUCGUCUUCAAGCCAUGUCUACUUUAAGAACCCUACCGUCUUCUUCAGUUGGACCGCCGUCUACAUUGAUGAUGUCAUUAUUCUGCUGCUGGGCACUGAUCAGAAUUCCGGACACUCUUUCAAAAAACUUGAUUAAUGUGUAUGCUGAUCAUUUCUAAGGCCAACCCAACCAGAAACUGUUAUUUUGGAUCUGAAUAGUUGUUGGCAAGUAAUAAUUAUUGGCCUCUUCCCUGUUUUUUUGGAGUUGAGAUUGGUAAAGAUUUACUAGAAUUCCCAUUCCCAACCACAAAGCCAAAUGAUGGUGUCACGCUCUAAAAAUGGUUCCGAGACAAGAGGCUCAGAAAAAAGGCUGAUUCCACUCAUUGGUGUACAGCCAAACCCUAGUUAUCAGUUUUGGGUUGGGUUGGGUUGGCCUUCAAGAGAUCUUUUUUAUGUUGAAUAUUCAGACCAAGAAUUCUGUCCCUUUCAUACUUGUUUUACAUCUCCAACUGGUUUCAAAACAUUCUUGGCUUCAGAUAAUCUGUGUUCUCGGAAUUGUCUUAUUCCCAAUAAGCUACAUUUUGUAUACAGUGACAUUCCUGGAGUUUUAGUAAUGAUUUUCAAUGUAUUUAGCCAGGAGGCUUCAUAGGACUAAAUAUGGAACAUCAGAUCUUUAAAUAAAAUUCCUUAGGUCGUAAGAC